GCAUUUUAUUUGUUAUUAUAUUGUGAUCGUGAAAUUAUUAAUUUUGAAUGUAUAUCGUGUCCAUGGCAUGGGCCAACUGUAUACCUCAGAUGCAAAUAACACGUAUUAUAUAGAUUUUGAGCGUAAGUUCUCAUGGUUUGAUGGUCAAAUUGCCUGCUUAAGGAUGAACAUGACCUUGGUGGAGAUAAAGACGAGCACAAAAUCCCUGGAACUGAAUACCAUGAUCAAAAAUCUUCAACAACAGAAUAAUAUUAAAGGAGACUAUCUUUGGAUUGGUGGCAUUCUGUCACGAUUUCCGAAUAAAAAGUUUGUUUGGCUUUCAACGGGUGAAGAAUUAACGUACACCAAUUGGUAUGACAAUAAUCCGGAUUUCUAUAAUGAUAAUGAAUUUUGUAUUGAAAUGGUGAUGGCGGAAAACUGGAAAUGGAAUGAUGAUUCUUGUAUAACAAGAGGAGGUUUCGUGUGUGAAUACAAAAAAGAAAUAGAAAUUCAGCAAGAAAUUUACAAUCAUCUGCAAGAGCAAAACAAUCUACAACAAGAAGUGGUCAAGCAAAAGGAACAAAUUGAGAAUGAAUUGCAGAAGCAAAACGAUUUGCAACACAAACAUCUAGAGAAGUUACAACAAUUCGAAGAGCAAAAAUUAGAAAUGGAAAAAGAAAUAGCGAAGUAUUUAAGAAAGAUGAAUCAAAGCUUAGAGACGCAAGAAAAGCUUAAAGAAAAUUUACAAACUGAAGUAAAAAAUAAUGAAGCUUUGAAUACAGACUUACGAAAGCAAAAACAGUUGCAGCAGCAACUACAAGAAAAAUUAGCUUUAAGAGAGGAAGAAUUAGGAAAGCAACAAGCUUUACAACAACAACUUAAGCUACAGUUGCAAGAUCUCAAAGAGGAAAAGCUACAACUUAAAAAUCAAUUGGAAACAGAAUUAUCUCCACAGAAGGAUCUAAAUCAGGAAAUGCUAGAAAAUGAAGCGGAAAAUCAUAAAAGACUCUUUCAGAUUUCACAUUUAAAAAACCACAUUAAUGAGCUGUUGCAGUCAAGUGACGACAACAAUUGGGAAUCUAAAGAUUUGCAAAAAUAUGAAUUACACAAUAAUGGUCAAAACGUCGUUAUCGUCUAUUCCCCAUACCGCGUGUUUUUUAAUAACAUAUAUCAGAACCUUGAUAAUUCUACAACGCAUAAUUAAUAAAUAUGAAUCAAAUUGACUUUUCUUUUAAAAUCUAUGAAACCGACCAUUAUUUCUUAAGUGUUUAUGAUUUUGACCAAAUAGCAAAUAACUACUAAAUUUCAGAAUCCAAUGACUUUAUCUUUAAUAGUUAUAGUAUCCUAAGUUUGUAAAAUAUAAAAAAAAAUUAUUGAAACAAACGGGA
Messenger RNA from Calliphora vicina (urban bluebottle blowfly), 1367 nucleotides. Its product is annotated as lectin subunit alpha-like. The coding region runs from base 68 to 1183 and encodes 371 amino acids. NCBI's taxonomy places the organism in Eukaryota, Metazoa, Arthropoda, Insecta, Diptera, Calliphoridae. The transcript has 2 exons. The record is from RefSeq and is a predicted model, not a curated record. Gene Ontology annotation, molecular function: signaling receptor activity.